CUUGAGCGCGAUAUCUCGAUAGCGCCCUGAGGGAAUUUCCCCAAAUUUAGCACAAACAAAAUUCUGUUGAAUUUGUUAAUUAAUUAAUUUAUGAUUAAGUCAUAUUUACCUAUUUUCUUGCAUUUUUUGUAGCUAACGAUGUGCAAUAGGCCUUUGUUUUUAUUUUGUUUUUUCUAAGUCUCUGUAUAUACGUGUGUUUAUAUGGGUACAUGUUUAUUUUAUUUUACUAUUGUCUGCUAGGCUCUGUGGAAGUUAGCAUGCUAACGAAAAACAAUAAAAAUAAUAAAAUAAAAAAUUUAAAAAAGCUGAAAGGUGAAGGUCACAUGUCAAGGUCACAGAGACUCAUACAACAUGGUUUUGGCCGUAACUCAAGGACCCUCAAGAACCACCUUGAGUCUGCGCCGAUUGUCGAGACCUCCCGUGUGUGAAGCGUCCGUGUUUUCACAGAAAUGGAAACAAACUGUAGGCUCAACUUGCGUGGUGAUCGGAGGCAUAAAACCGCGUGGCGAUAUAUAUAGUUUGAGACUUAUGGUGUCAAAAAAUCAAAUUUCCUGGAACGCCAUCUCCGACUCUUCAGGCUUUAUAGACGCGUUUCCAUCAGAGCCAAACUCCUCUCCUCAGUCACUUUUUUUGGUGUUUUUUUAAUGCCGUAUUCACCUGUGGAUCUUCCUCCAUCUGUUUGUCAGAACAAACGUCUCGGAGCGCUAAACAAGUUCAAGUCAAAGUCUCGGUCGGUGCUGCUGGCGACCGACGUGGCGUCCAGAGGACUGGACAUUCCUCAUGUGGACUGCGUCAUCAACUACGACAUCCCCACCCACUCCAAGGACUACAUCCACAGAGUCGGACGAACAGCCAGAGCAGGACGCUCCGGAAAGUCCAUCACUUUUGUGACUCAAUAUGACGUGGAGCUUUUCCAGCGAAUCGAAAGUCUGAUCGGGAAGAAACUUCCGGCCUUCCCCACGCAGGAAGAGGAAGUGAUGAUGUUGGUGGAGAGGGUGAGCGAGGCCCAGAGAUUUGCCAGACUGGUAGGUCAUCACUUUUUUUUUCACAUUUUACCUCAACCACAUGACAUAUUUAACAGAUACUUCAAAGUUACUGUUGACAAUUUCAGCUCUUCAACCACUUUGAUGUGGUGUGGUGUCCCACAGGGCUCAGUACUGGGCCCAGUUUUAUUCCGUUUGUAUUUAUUACACCUUACCAUUGUUUCGUUGAUGGUUUCCAGCUCUGACGAUGUUGUUUUACCUUAG
Plectropomus leopardus (leopard coralgrouper) is the source of this 1247-nucleotide messenger RNA. The record is from RefSeq and is a predicted model, not a curated record. NCBI's taxonomy places the organism in Eukaryota, Metazoa, Chordata, Actinopteri, Perciformes, Serranidae.